Coniophora puteana RWD-64-598 SS2 is the source of this 2616-nucleotide messenger RNA. Its product is annotated as WD40 repeat-like protein. Gene Ontology annotation, molecular function: protein binding. The transcript has 4 exons. The record is from RefSeq and is a predicted model, not a curated record. The coding region runs from base 1 to 2616 and encodes 871 amino acids. NCBI's taxonomy places the organism in Eukaryota, Fungi, Basidiomycota, Agaricomycetes, Boletales, Coniophoraceae.
AUGCCCACUGCUAUGCCCUCUGUGUCUAGCCCUCUCAAUGAUUCGCAUACGGCAUUUUCCCUUUGCACCCCAACAACUCUAGACCCGUCACCAACCAGCGAGCCCAUUCGGAAGUACGCCCACCAAGGCGAGCCGAGAUCGAUCGCAUUCUCUUGGGAUGGUAAACUGCUCGUUGUUGGCACGGUAGCGGGAUCCAUCCACAUAUGGGACGUUGCUACAGAGAAGGCUGCCCAUGCGCCCCUCGAGGCCAAGGACAUGGACGCCGUCUUCGCUGUGGCCAUCUCUCCCGAUGGCAAACAUGUCGCCGGUGGUGGUUCCGACAACAUCAUCCGCAUAUGGAACAUCAGCGAGAGUGAAGACGGGGCAGAACCACUCAGGUGCGAGAGCCGCCAUACCGACUGGAUCCAGUCCAUCGAGUUUUCGCCCGACGGAAAGCGCCUGGCGAGCGCCUCACUCGACCAAACGGCCCGUUUCUGGGAUGCAGAGACUGGGCGCGAAGCCUGUGCAGCGCUCAAGGGCCACAGCAGCCACGUAUUCAAGGCACUUUUCACGCCGCUGGGGAACCAACUAGUCACCGGCUCCGCAGAUGGCACGCUCAAGGUAUGGGGUGCUACCUCGCCUGGCAGUGCACCCCGAUGCCUUCGGUCGGUUCAGGUGGCCCCGUCAAACUGCUGUCUUGCGCUCUCACCGAGCGGGAGCACCGUGGCCACGAGCAAUUCGGAUGGGAGUGUCAUCGAGCUGCGCAGCUUAAACAGCAAGCGCGUCACCGAGUUGGGACAGGGAAGGAUAUCUGGCGUUAAUUGUCUGUCGUUUUCGCCGAGCGGCAUGUUCUUGGCCAGUGGCUCCGCUGACGGCUUGCUGCACGUCUGGGACAAGGAUACCAAGGCUAUGGCAACAGAUCCCUACAAGCACCCAUCUGGUGUACAGGCAGUCGCUUUCUCCCCUGACGGACGUUGGGUGGCCAGCGCGUGCAGGGAUGGUUAUGUCUACCUUUGGUACAUUGGUGAUAUUAUCAUGGACAUUAGCGACCAAUUGACGAAUGGCGUCGAGACCAGCAGCACCGCGAGCACCAACGUUCACGACGAUCCCCGUACAACGUCUUUAGUGUUGUCUCUGAGACGGAACUUUCCCUGGCUUGAACGAGACCUAAUGAUGGACUCCCCGACUACAGAGGUGAGCGAUCUGACGUUCUGGCUUCCCAUCCUAUGUCUCACCUACCACUUUGUGUUUCCUAUCAUUUUGGAAUGCUUCUCGCCUUCUCAGCUCAUGUUUGACCAGCGGUGUCCAUACUUACUUUCAGGCGAACCUAGCUGCCAACAAAGUAUCAUGAGUGAAUCGGGAGCUGAGUAUGCACUUGGCGGAAUACCAACACCCUUCAUCGAUAGACGACCACGAACACGACGUUCAGAAUUCUACUCAGACCUCCUAACCCGGCUUCAGCCGUCAGCGUCUUCUCGCGAGCCUGAUCAAACGCUUCCGCACAUGGAAAGGCCGCGGGCACUCGCAUACUCCUCAAAUGGAAAACACCUUGUCGUCGGUACCGAGGGGGCGGUCGUUCAAAUAUGGGACCUCGAGUCAGGUUCUGUUGAACAAACACUCGAAGAUGCCAGUGGUGGCAUGGGCGCCGUCUUUGCCGUGGCCAUUUCCCGCGACGGGAAGCGCGUUGCUAGCGGCGGAGCCGACAACACCGUCCGUGUUUGGGACGUAGAAGGGGGCGGGAAGCCCAUUGCAUGUUCAGGACACCGUGAUUGGAUCCAGACCCUCGACUUUUCUGACGCACCCGACGGCCCGUUGCUUGCCAGUGGGUCCCUCGAUCAGACAGCCCGUCUCUGGCGGGCAUCUACUGGUCAGCCCGCGGAAGAUUCAGUCUGGGCUCAUAAGGGAGACGUAUUCAAGGUCGCCUUCACUCCAGACUAUAACAAACUUGUUGCUGGCUCAGGAGACGGAACGCUCUCGGUCUGGGAUGUCUGGUCAAACUGCGACGAACCUCACCGAGUGCGCAUCAAUCCCUCUAACCGCUGUCUGGCGCUUUCACCAGAUGGCAGGACCAUCGCGACGAGCAACGGGGAGGGAUCGAUUAUCGAGCUACGAAAUCUGAAAGGGAGGUUGGUCAGAAGAGCAGUCAGGGACUCGGCAUUGAACAUCAGCAACCUCUGUUUCUCCCCGGAUGGUAACUUUUUGGCGAGUGGCUCCAACGACGGUUUUGUCACCGUGUGGGAUAUCCAGGAUGGGGUGCCAGCAGCGCAGCCAUUCAAGAAUGGCACUCUGCCUAUACAGGCCAUCGCCUUCUCUCCAGACGGGCAACGUCUCGCCAGCGCAUGCGGCAACGGGGAGGUAUGCAUUUGGGACGUGAGCGACAUUGUGCCAUGGCGGACACUCGAGGGCACCGUCACAGUCGUUUACUCUCAUUCGCAGACGACUGUGGCCGAGGCGGACGAUGAUAAGUCGACACAUUCAGGCUCACAUCAAGAGUCCAGGUCUCUUCUAUCAGCCCCAAGUCCAACGGCUGUUUCGGAGCGGCAGCCAUCUGACUCCACGAACGUCGAUCGACGCCGAAAUUCUGGCGAGGAGUCAUUCAUGGAUGUUGGUGUUUCUACAUACUUAAUCUCUGUCUAG